AUGGGCGUCCUCUCCCGCCUAGUGACGUUCUUCGGCCUCAUCCUGCUGGCUCAUGCAGGCUACUCCGCCCACGAACACACCAUCCUCUACAGCAACGCGCGCCUCUCAUCCACGACCGCCCUGCCGCUGGACAUCGUCAUCGAAGCCCUGGUCUCCCUCGUGCUCGUGUCCACGGGCCUCGUCCUGGGCGCGGAGAAGCUGAAGCCGAUUAGCUGGAGUGAGUGGGCGGGGCAGAUUGAGAGGGAGGGCGGGAUGAGGAAUCCGUAUCGGAGGUUGGAGGAGAGGUACAGUUUCUGGGAUGUGAGGGCCAAGCGGAAGGAAUUCGCGGAUUGGAUUCGCGGGGAUGAUCUGGUGAAGGAGUGAUUGUUUCCUUGUCUUUGGGUCUGGGGCUGAGGUUGGGGGUAGUGGGUAUAGCAUGGCAUAGCGUGGCAUAGCAUGCUAGGGCGGAUGGUGGAAUGCGCCGGUGUAUAUUAUCUGAGUAUGAAUGAAUGGAUAUGUUGGUUGAUUAUACUGGUCCUGGUUGUGGUUGUGGUUGUGGUGUUGGAUGCUUGCGCUGUUUCUUCGCUGGGGGUUUAUGAGGGGAGUCAAGCCUGGUGCAGGGAACAGUCGAGAGCGUUUAAGCAUGGUGGACGGUUCAAGAGACUCACUCGUCUUGGGCGGAUUUGUUGACUUGCUCUGCGUACCAGGGCUACAUCAGGCGUGAGCUCCUUGUCAGGUGGUUAGUAUGGCUUUUCCGGACUGAGAAGUGUUCAUCAUGCCGCGUUGGAUGCGAAAGGGAACAGAGCGAGAGCGACAAAAGGAG
Messenger RNA from Aspergillus heteromorphus CBS 117.55, 802 nucleotides. Its product is annotated as membrane magnesium transporter family protein. Bases 1 to 363 code for a protein of 120 amino acids. Lineage: Eukaryota; Fungi; Ascomycota; Eurotiomycetes; Eurotiales; Aspergillaceae. The record is from RefSeq and is a predicted model, not a curated record. The transcript has 3 exons. Gene Ontology annotation, cellular component: EMC complex. Gene Ontology annotation, biological process: protein folding in endoplasmic reticulum.